Molecule: messenger RNA, 963 nt
Organism: Maniola jurtina (meadow brown)
Lineage: Eukaryota; Metazoa; Arthropoda; Insecta; Lepidoptera; Nymphalidae
Product: NADH dehydrogenase [ubiquinone] iron-sulfur protein 3, mitochondrial-like
Exons: 1
Coding region: 70-879 (269 amino acids)
Molecular function (GO): NADH dehydrogenase (ubiquinone) activity
Source: RefSeq, a predicted model, not a curated record
AAUAACGUCAGUGUUAAUCAAUUCUGUCAAUUCUGCAUCAGAAAAAUAAAUACAUAUAUUUUUCCCAAAAUGAUUGCAAACUUAUUAACAUUGAUAAAGAAAACGUUACCAAGUUUUUCAAAAAGGCACUUCCACGCGAGUUAUAACUUGAAUCGCGAAGAAAAACCGGCAGACGUUCAAAUAGAUGAUCCAUUUUGUCUUAAACCUAUCGAAUACGAGAGCCACACCUUAAGGAAGCAUGAUAACAGCAAGAGGCAGCGACUUUACGAGUUUGGUCUUUACGUCGCUGCUUGUAUGCCGAAAUUUGUCCAAAAAAUCGAAAUGCAACAUACAGAUGAACUAGAUAUACUAACGUCUCCCGAAGGAUUAUUCCCCGUUCUGAGUUUCAUGGCGCAUCACCAACACGCUUGUUUUAAUCAAUGCUCUUACGCAACUGCCAUGGACGUGCCGAGUAGGGAGUAUAGAUUUGAAAUUGCUUAUAAUCUUCUAAGCUUAAGAUUUAGCCAGAGAGCUCGAGUUAGAAGUUAUACAGAUGAAGUCACUCCGUUACAUUCGGCGUACAGCCUUUGGGGAAACUGUAAUUGGCUGGAAAGGGAGAUAUAUGAUAUGUUUGGAAUAAUAUUUACAAAUCAUCCAGAUUUGAGGAGGAUUUUAACUGACUACGGGUUUGUUGGUCACCCUCUUAGAAAAGAUUUUCCUUUAGUUGGCUACAUCGAAGUAAGGUAUGAUGAUGAGUUCAAGAAAAUAGUCUAUGAACCUGUUGAAUUUGCACAAGAAAUGCGCAACUUUCAACUUCAUUCGCCGUGGAAUUAUUUAAGCAAUUUUCAUGAGGGUUACAACUGUCCUGUUCCUGAAAAAAAGGAAGAAAAACAAUCUUAGUUUGCCAUUAAUUGCUUAUUAUAUUAUUACUUACAGAAUAGAAAUUAUUUACCGAAGAAAUAAAGACUAUUAUUUUAACGUUGA